CCCCACUGGAGGUUUUCUGGGUGUAUCACCGCCUUCAUUCACCAAGCUGGUGUUUUUCUGCUGUACUUAAUAGCAAUGCAGGGCAUGCAAUUAUUAACCUUUCUAAACACCUAUUUGCAGUCCAUUUUAUGUUCCCAGAUUUUCAGGUUAUGCAGCCAGACUCUCUGAUGCAGAACCUCUGAGUCAGAUAAAAAGUUAAAGAGCCUACCGUUGCUCAUCAAAUGAAGGCUAACGAUUUUGCCUAGAAACUAGCCUUUGUCGGUCACGCUGAGCAUACACAGCCUUCUCCCUGCUGUUAUUUCAUAUUCUAGUCAUUUCCUUCCUCCUUGCAUCAGUCAUUCAGCAGCCUCCUAUACCGGCUUAAUUCCUGUUGUUUUCAUAGAUUUCCUUGCUCCCACUUGGAUCGCCAAAGUUAAGAAUUUCCUGCCAGAAUCAGGAUGGGAGGUUACCCUUGAUCUCUGUAAAUAGUAUCUAUCUCCCAGCAUUAUGACCAAACUCACCCAUGUGUUUUAUUUCUAUGUGAAAAGAGCGUGACAUCCAUCAUCCUCAUUUUUUUUCUGUGUCAGCUGAAAUGAAAGCUCAUUACUUAAAAUGGAGCCCUCUCAGCUGCUGGUGAUUGUAUCAGUGAACGCUGAUGUGACUCCGUCAAUAUGGAUGUUUUGGCUCUUGGAGACUAAGACGCAGUUUACAGCCUGCUAUUAAUUAGUAUUCCUUUUCAGUCUCUGAGAUUUUUAUCUGUUAUGAAGUGAGCUUUGAACAUUCAACAGCAAUAUCAUUGUUUUAAUAUCAUUUAUAUUACAUUAGACUCAUGAGACCCUGACCCGUUUUGGGCUGGCUUUGUAAUAAAAAGCUGUAGGCCUGUUCUGAUAACCCUUUUUUUUUUUUAUUAACCUUCUGUUGACUCCACAGCAUUUAUAUUACAUCUGUUUAAGGAGUUUUGUGAUUCCAGCGAUGUGCUAUAAUUAGGUAUAUGAAAGAGAAAGGGUAUCAGAGCCUCAGUUUUCACCUCUGAUCUUGGUACUUUGUAAAGCGGAAGGGGCUACAGAUGGACUUUCAUCAAUGUCUACAGCUGAAUAUUUGAAAAACGUCCUCUAGUUUUAUUUUUGUACCUUCUCCUUUCAGUUCAGCUUUAAACAGACAAAGAGGUGGUUGCACAACACCCCUCACUAUUUACCUCCGUUUACCUCCUCCACACGCAGACAUCGUGAGAAAUAGGACAUUUACUGAAUGAGGCCAUUUUGUUUUAAAGCAGGAACUCUGAAAGGCUUUCUUUAGAAAAAUCACUGCCAUUUCAACCAUAUCCAGAAGGCAAAAAGAAUAAAAUAAACUCAGAUGGCUGGAGCACAUUUGGUCAGGACCAAGAAGCUGGCAACUGUACUCCUGUUUCUCACAUGCCCCGUACAGCAUAAAUCACCUCCUGACAGCUCCUUGCGUUUCAGAUAAUUGUUGGGCAGUGGCAACCCACAACAAAGCUCUGCAGUUUCUGUGUUGCAACACGCCUCUCCCAGGGAAUAGCAAUAGCCUGGAUUGUGCCCGUAGGCUCUAAGCUGGCUCUGGACACCUGCUAUUUGAGAUACAACAGCAAAACUGCUUCUGAAGUCAAAGAAAUCCUGGCAGCAGGGCUAUGCGCCCAGGGACCAUUAUUUCAGAUAUUUAUAUAUGAGAGCUGUUGGUGUAUGCAGGCACGCACAUUUGGCCACACUCUGCUUCUGAACAGCAGUGGCUGCAUCCAUUAAAAUAAUGUAGCAUCAGAUAGAUGCGAAGGAAGCUGGUGAAACAUUGGCCUAAAAACCUGUAAACCAAACUGGCUCUUCCAGAGCCCUGCCACCUUUCCUAGAGCUGGUCAUGAGGAACCCAUGAGAAGACCAUAUUUACUUUCAAUUUUGUUCUCCCUGCCUCUUUCACCCUGUCCUGUUGCAAAUAGUUAAGAGAGGGAGCAGGAAAAUCUCCUGAAACAAUCUCAACAAAUAUGAUGUUGCCAACUCACAAUUUCAUCAGGAAUCUCUUUGCAAUUGUGAGCUUGGGUGGGUUUUUUUUUUGAAGUACUGGCUCCUGGAACUGGACUAUUUCAUCAAAGCUUUGUUUCCUUUCUUUUUUUCUCCUCCCCCUUUUAAAAAAUUUUUAAUCCUCAUGGCUGCAUGACCCCCAAAUAGCUAAAAGGAUUUUAAAGAACAGUCUAGGGGGGGUAAAAAGGAGUGUUUCAGAGCCAGUUCAUAACACCAUAAUCAUGCAGUGCUAAUAAGCUCUGCCAGGCUGGACUUUGAUCUGCACACAGCAGCUUGAAAGUGUGCAGAGCUGCUGCCUAAUGAAAACUGCAAGCAGAAAGACUGAAAAAAAAAAAAAAAAAAGAAUAGUUUUCCCCAUUUGGGAAACAAAACAGCUUACAUUGCUUUCUCUUUCAGUUUAUGCCAACAGUUCCACUGUAUGUUAGUUAUUAAACAGCAUUAUGUGUGUGCUGCCAACAACAGUAAGGUUUUUCAGAAUUACGUGAGCAAAAUUGUCACUUUGGGCUUCCCUGCAGCCUCCUGGAUGGCAACAGGAGCAGGAGCAAGGCCUUAAAAGGUCACUUAGGCAGAAAAUUCAUACAGGGUGAAGUAACAAACCAAGAGAUUAUUUUUUUCUCUUUUCAUUUACAAUAAUCACAGUCUGUUUAGCCUUAGUGUUGCAAACUGAUUUGUUCCAGGAUUUUGCAUCUGCUUUCAUGAGAAUGUUGGGAUGAUUCAUUUUUGCAAGUUAUUGCCAAAAAGAAAUAAAAAAAAAAACAACCAAACCAAAACAGAACAACAAAAGACACUGAGGGAUGAUGGCAGAGCUCCUUACCAACAUUUUGCACAUACAUCGCAACCGCUUCCUCCUGUUCCUGGACCUUGCAUAAGAGUUAUCCGCCCGGCCCAGCAAAUCAUCCCGAAUUACUCAAACCUUCGUGCUCCCAAGGGCACUGGAGACCGACCACCCCAGAGGACAUGCUCCUCCCCUGGUCCUCCUCGAUUCCCAAACCAGCUAUACAACCAGCUACCUAAUGGUCAGCUUCCCCCCAAGGCAUGUGGCCCGGAUGAAGCCUGCUGCUGUCCUUCUGACAAUUUUCCAUCUCCAGCUGCCGUCCCGAGACCUCUCAGUAACCCUGCAGCCAAGGGAACGCUGAGAACCAGCAAUUUGCCGGAGGAGUUGCGCAAGGUCUUUAUAACCUAUUCGGUGGACACAGCGGUCGAGGUUAUGAAAUUUGUGAACUUCCUGCUUGUAAAUGGAUUUCAAACUGCUAUUGAUAUAUUUGAGGACACGGUACGAGGAAUUGACAUCAUUAAGUGGAUGGAGCGCUACCUAAGUGAUAAGACAGUGAUGAUAAUCAUAGCAAUCAGUCCAAAAUACAAACAGGAUGUGGAAGGGGCUGAAUCCCAGCUGGACAGGGAUGAACACGGCUUACAUACUAAAUACAUCCACAGGAUGAUGCAGAUUGAGUUUAUACAACAAGGAAGCAUGAACUUCAGAUUCAUCCCUGUGCUUUUUCCAAAUGCCAAAAAGGAACACGUGCCUACCUGGCUGCAGAACACUCACAUUUAUAACUGGCCAAAGAAUAAGAAGAACAUCCUUUUGCGGUUACUGAGGGAGGAGGAAUACGUUGCUCCUCCGAUAGGACCUUUACCAACACUCCAGGUUGUGCCGUUAUGAACGCUAUUACUUAAAGUGCACGACAAGCAGUUGUUAAAGGGUUGUUCUUGGCAGGGAGCCAACGCUUUUCCAGAUGGCUCUUUUUGAUGACAGAAGACACUCUUUCAGCUAAAAGAAUUGGUUGUCUUGGGUAACUCAGGCUCGGCUUGUUCUCUACCACGUUAAACAUCUAUUUCUGAAGCUGAUGGGGCAGUACUCUUUUCUCUAGAUUUUUAAAUAAGCUGCAAAUAGAAAGAAUGCCCAGUUUUAUUUUAACAUCUGGUUUUAACAUAACCCUUUAUUAGUCGAUAUAGCAAACAAAUACCAGAAAUAAUGUUGUAAUAAGUGUAAAAUAAAAAUUACAUCCUCCUUUUUGCUCAGGGUUUCUUUAAAGAUAUUCCUGCUUUGUACAGCAUUAUUGAACAGCUAAUUUGUAUAUACACUAUUAAAUAUAUUUGUCUUUUGUAAGGCAACCUUA
Molecule: messenger RNA, 4123 nt
Organism: Phalacrocorax carbo (great cormorant)
Lineage: Eukaryota; Metazoa; Chordata; Aves; Suliformes; Phalacrocoracidae
Source: RefSeq, a predicted model, not a curated record